Messenger RNA from Polypterus senegalus (gray bichir), 2507 nucleotides. It is a transcript of the gene necab2, whose product is annotated as N-terminal EF-hand calcium binding protein 2. Gene Ontology annotation, biological process: regulation of amyloid precursor protein biosynthetic process. The record is from RefSeq and is a predicted model, not a curated record. Gene Ontology annotation, cellular component: cytoplasm. The transcript is spliced from 13 exons. Bases 74 to 1315 code for a protein of 413 amino acids. Gene Ontology annotation, molecular function: calcium ion binding. Lineage: Eukaryota; Metazoa; Chordata; Cladistia; Polypteriformes; Polypteridae.
GCGCAGCCGCUGAUGUCAGCCGGGUGGGAGGGAGAGCCCUCAGCUCUCAGCAUGAAGGCUCUGUGCCGGGAGGAUGUGCGAUCAGGCAGCCCGCUACUGCAAGGACGGCGUCCACAAACUACUCACUAAGGAACAGCCGAAACUGCGGGCUGCAAGCAGCGAGGCAGCGACGGCUGCGCACUCCGGCAGCGGCAGCGGCAGCGCUCAGCUCGGCGGCAUUGACGGGCUAGUCCGCUGGAUCGUCACCAAGAUGAGCGACAGCAAGAACCUUUCCAGCCGGGAGAUGCUCAAGGAGGAGCCGGUUGCGACCCGAGAGCCUCGAAAAGGCAUCUCAGUCAUCCUCGAUAUAUUUAGAAGAGCAGACAAAAAUGAUGAUGGAAAGUUGUCCCUGGAUGAGUUUCAGGCAUUCUUCUCUGAUGGAACUCUCAACGAACAGGAGCUGGAGAAGCUUUUUCACACUAUCGACUCUGACAACACCAAUAAUGUUGACACUAAGGAGCUGUGUGAAUACUUUGCCUCUCACAUGGGAGACUAUGAAGAUGUGUUGGCGUCUCUGGAGACUCUCAACCUGUCCAUUCUUAAAGCCAUGGACUAUACUAAGAGGGUUUAUGAGCGAGGCACCAAUGUGGACCAGUUUGUGACACGCUUCUUGUUAAAAGAGACUGCCAAUCAGAUUCAGUCACUGCUGAAUUCUGUGGAGAGUGCUGUGGAUGCCAUUGAUGAGCAGACCUCUCAGUCCAGGCAUUGUCAAAGUAAAGAGAGUCAUGGUGUAACAGACCGCUGGUACAAUAGCAAGGUUCCUGACUAUCCUCCCAACAACAGAGUUAUGGCUAAGGAGCAGAAGAGGAACAUCCAGCCUAGUAAAGGUCCAGUAGAGGUCAAAGAAGAGGGCCUGGAAAUUCAGAUUAAAAGACUGGCUGAGCUAAUCGGGCGACUAGAGAACAAGACUGUAUGGUUUGAUGUUCACCAGAGGCUGACAGAGUCCGACGGGACAGCCUGCGCAUGUUUGUACUUGGUCCGCCAAGAAAUGGUGGUUUCCCAGAAACACCUUGGAGAAUUCUGUGAGGCGCUAAAAAAUUAUCUGAAAAACAUCACAGCCCUGAAAGACUGUUUCCAUGCUACUGCCUUGAGGCUUCCUGAUGGAAUCACCUUUGUUUUGUAUGAAUUCUGGGAGGGAGAAGAGGAAUGGAAAAGGCAUCUCCAGAGUGCAGUCUGUAAGGCACUGCAGCACGUGAAGGUGGACACCCUGGUGCAGCCUGAAGUCAUGUCCCAUGUUGCAGUGCCAGCUGCAUGGUGCACUCUGAACCAGGACUGACUGAGCCUGCCUGGUCCAGCCCGGACAACCCUGAGCUGCUGUUUCCAGAACUUUCUUCUCAGUAUCUGUUCACUGAAUGCUCUUCCUCUCUGCAGAGGGCAUCCUCGCCUUUUUUUGUAAUGACUUGUUUACAAACCGCAUCUGUUAGAUACUAAACAUAGCACACGUAAGGAAUGCUGGGUCUGUGAGGGCGUAAUGGCCUUCUUUUAAAGUGAGGAACGGCAAAGUCACUGCUCUGAUUCAGAGUGCUGCUCAUCUCACAAAAAAGCACGUGGCAGAAUCGUGACCAUGAGGUCUUCCUUUGGCUAAGUUCCAAAAAUGCAUCCCAUGGUUUUCUCUACCUUUCUUACUGAGUGCCAUUGGAAUAAACAAUCCAGAAAAGACACUGUUCAGAUUAACUUUGGAGGCCUCCCCUACAGAAGACCACGCGGGAUCUUCCAGCGGUUGGUGGACCUCCAAGUUUUUCAGAACACAUUCAUGGAGGCCCACUGCCAGUUUCUUCUCUGCCCACAAUCAGUUUAGAAUAUUGUGGUUGGAGUCCUUCUCUGAAAUGUUUCUAUUGGUGUCUGUGCACUGCUCAGUUGCCAGCAUUCCCCUAAACGUCUUUGAAGGAACCAGAAGAAGAAAAUCCCAAAAGCCAUCAAGCUGAAUAUUUCAAGUUUAUCAGACAGACAGACUGAUAGGAGAAUGGAGGGAAGUCAGAUACAGUAGAUAGAUAAUGAAAGACGCUAUAUGAGACAGACAGACUCGGACUGACAUUACCUGUAAAAUCUCGUCACUCCCUUCUUCUCUCUAUCACAAUGGCAGAAUUUGAGGAGCGCCAUAUUCCUUCUUCUUAGCUCAGCUGCUGCUCUUUAGACGCAGCCAUUUUAGCAUGCGUCACCUUGUUUAGACUCUCGGAUGACCAAAUGGCUGUUGUGAUAUCAGCCCCACACUACUGAUUAGCCCAAGAUGGCCAUAUCAUCUUCUUCAUUUUACUUCUGUUCUUUUCUUCGUUGUCACUUUUCAUUGACAUGAAGAAUUUAACACACCCAUAAAAUGGGUCAGUUGAUAAAUGGGAAACACAAAUUACCCCAUAUGGCGCCCAGUCACUCCCCAGUAGAGAAUUUCUCUAAUACGGCGGUUCUCAACCUGUGGGGCGCACGCCCCUACAAAAAGGGGGGCACAAAGAUGUGAAAAAAGAAAACAAAAA